AUCUCUCACCUUCCAGCCCUUUGAAUUUCUCUCUUGCACGUUGCUUUCCUUCUUGCCCUUUUUUUCUUUUAUUUUCUUUUGUUUCCCCCCUAGUGCGUAGUGUUCUAUCUAUUCUCUUACGCUCUCGCUCUCUAUCUCUAUCCAUCUCUCUUUCUCUCUGCUUCUUUCUUCCUUGUCUUUCUAUUGCUGUGUGUAUAUCUCUCACUACCGAAAGCAGUUCAGUGACACAGAAAAGGCCGUACCACCGACGCGUAAAAGAAAGGGCACGUCGCACAUUCUCGACUGCGGAGAAAACGCACCAGUAGAGAGUGUUGUGACCUAGUGCACAGUGCACAGGCACCGACUUCCAGUACUGUACAGGCGAGAGUAGGUGUACGUGGUGUGUGUGGCCAGACACAGAUAUAUGGCUGCACCGUUGCUCGUGGUGAGGUGCACGGCGCAGUCCACGGACAGGACCAACCAACGUCUUCCCGACCUUCGCACAGUGUUGGUGAUACCGCGCUUACCUCAUCUUCGUUGCCCGGGAAACGGUGGUAGUGGUGGUGGUGGUGUUGGUAGCAGUAGUAGUAGUUAUAAUCUUCGAAAGUCAUCGUCAGGUGCCUCCCAAUAUCUGCGCGCCAUCCAAAUAACGUCAUCCGUCCAGUGCGGUGGAGGCUGGAGUCGAAGAGCUAGUGGUACUGGUGUAACGGCGAUAUCAACUCCCCAAGUGGAAAGGUAGGAAGAUGUCACACACAAGCUAUCCACACCUCCAUCAUGCCCUGCAAUAUCCUCUGCGGCCAAGCAAACAAUCCACAGCAUCCGAAUCCGUGAUGCCGUGUAUUCCGGCUGGUGGGAACUGCUCACUAAACGCGUGAGGUUAGCGCGUUAAAAAUGGUGGCACACAAACAAUGGCGCAAUUAGCAAACCGAUCCACGCCAAUCAACCUGAAGAGGGCGCCCUUUACAUACCGACUAGGAAAGGGGGGAAAACGCACGCACGCACACACACGCGCGCGUACUCCCCCGAGCCCGCAAUCUAUCAAUAAUUUGCACGCGGAAAACUAGCACGAGCUGUGUGUGUUUGUGUGUCUGUGCCAGUGAAUGAGUGAAUGAGCUCUUGCUCCCUUGAUGUUUGAAACCUUCGCCCUCCCUUGGGUUAUUAGAAAUUAAACUACUCCACCAUUAGUGCAUUCGUGGAGUUUCCGAUUUUUUUUUGACGCGCGGCUGAAAGAAAAUAUAUGUGGGAGAACUUUAGACUUAUUAUAGUGUGAACAUUAUUCUACUCGGUCGUGCUGGACACGAUUCACUUCAAGCAACCUGUCAGUCUCAAUCUUAUCAACUGCAAAGCAUUUUAAAAAGGAAGAAGAAACAAAAAAGCAACAACUCGAUCUUCGGCUCAACUAGCAACUGGUAGCGGUGUGGUAAACAGUGCAGGGAACGCAUACAAUCGACGCCUACAGAGAGAGCAGACCGAGUGAGCGUGUAAUCGUUUAAAACCACCCCCGGAAACACCGAUUAUCGCACCUGUCAAAAUGGCCGGUGACGACAUUACCUUCAUCUUCCAGUUUGGGAAUCUGCGCGACAUCACCACGGUGGAGUCGAGUGCUCUCACACUUAAAACACUCAAAGAGCUGGCCUGUGAAUUCAUCAACAGUAAGAUUCCGGAGAAUGGUUUAAAUCGACUCCCGGAACGGUUACUGCUCUUCCGGCACGAUUACGAAUCGCACAAUGUGCUGCAGAUGGUGACGUCCGCUUCCGACAUCGUUGACGAGACGCUGGUUGAGAUCGUGCUCACUGCCAACCAAACGUUGCUUCCUCCAGCUAACAGUGGACCAGCACUGCACCGAAAUAACGUGCCGAUUGCUCAAGAGGAUAUACCGCUCGUACGGCCCCACGCACUCAACGUGCACUCGUACAAAGCGCCCACGUUCUGUGACUUUUGUGGCGAGAUGCUGUUUGGGCUCGUUCGCCAGGGGCUAAAGUGUGAUGGGUGCGGGCUCAACUACCAUAAGCGCUGUGCAAUCAAAGUGCCAAACAACUGCAGCAGGGUGGAGCAUACCGGUGUGCUGCAGCAGUCCCAUUCGCAACAGCACAGUAACGGCAGCGGCAACAGUGGCAGUGGCCGUCGGUCCGGUUCCGCCGGCGGUAGCCUGCUGUCAUCGAUGACGGCCGCCGUUAUGCCGGCCCGCAGCCCAUCCGGUGGCUCUAGCAACUCCUUAGCGUCCGACGAAACGGCCGGCGCCGGAACAAUGCUGUCUACUACCAUUCGGCAAAGUCGGUCACCAUCGCUUACGAGCCGUGGAGUCGUCGGUGGCCACCCGAUCAAGAUCCCGCACAGCUUCUCCAUUCACACGUACACCCGACCGACGGUGUGUCAGUACUGCAAGAAGCUGCUGCGGGGACUGUUUAAGCAAGGCGUCCAGUGUCGUGACUGCCACUACAAUGCCCACAAAAAGUGCAUCGAGAAGGUACCGAAGGAUUGUACUGGUGAGAACACACAGCCGGUAGAUGUGCACGAUGAUCGGAGCCUGUCGAGUGAUCGGGAGUUGCUGUACAAAGACGAUCCAGAAGACGAAAGUGACUUCGAUGACAAUCCAUUCGGCCAGACGGGCCGACGGCCUGGUGGUGUUGGCGGUGUGGGGACCAGUACCGGCAUGGUACUGGCAAAGGAAGGAACCGGAAAAGAUUCAUCAUCCGGCGGAGAGAGUUCACCGGGCAAGAUGAACGGUGGUAAUGCGGUUCCGGCACCGGCGUACCAUUUGCUGGACGACUCGGAUGACAACCGGCUGGAGGUGAUCUGCGAACAAUCGCGCCAAUCGUCAAGCAAUUCAUCGUCCUCGCCGAGCGCAAACAUUCCGCUGAUGCGUAUCGUGCAGUCGGUGAAGCACACCAAACGUCGGGACGGGCGCGCUACGAAAGAAGGCUGGCUGGUGCACUUCACCAGCAAGGAGAAAACGAUCAAGCGCCAUUACUGGCGGCUCGAUUCGAAGGCAAUCACGCUGUUCGUGUCGGAUCAGGGCAGCAAGUACUACAAGGAGAUACCGCUAAACGAGAUCGUGGCGGUGGAGGCGGCACGGACGCUACAGGGUGAAGUGCUGCACUGCUUCGAAAUACGGACCGCCACGAUAGACUACUACGUCGGGCAGGACCCGCUGUACAACAUGAAGCAUCACACCGAUCCGGUACUUGCGUUACCACCGCCGGACAGUGGUGUCGGUGCGUAUCUUGCGAAAAGCUGGGAAACAGCCAUCCGGCAGGCACUGAUGCCAGUCCAGACCGGUACUGGGCGGUCCGAGGCACACGGAACGGGUAGCAGUGCCACCGAACCGGAGGAGCGUGUCACCGACAUGAGCCAACUGUAUCAGAUCUUCCCGGACGAGGUGCUCGGUUCGGGCCAGUUCGGGAUCGUGUACGGUGGUGUGCAUCGGAAAACGCACCGUGCGGUUGCGAUCAAGGUGAUCGACAAGCUGCGCUUUCCGACCAAGCAGGAAGCGCAGCUAAAGAACGAGGUAGCAAUACUGCAGAACCUGUCCCAUGCGGGCGUCGUUAAUCUGGAGCGUAUGUUCGAAACCCCAGAGCGGAUCUUCGUCGUGAUGGAGAAGCUGAAAGGGGACAUGCUAGAGAUGAUACUCUCGCAUCAGAAUGGUCGACUAAACGAGCGUGUCACCAAAUUUCUGAUCACACAAAUACUCGUUGCCCUGAAGUACCUGCACAGCCGUAACAUCGUACAUUGCGAUCUCAAACCGGAGAAUGUGCUACUUUCGUCAGACAAUGAAUUUCCCCAGGUGAAGCUGUGCGAUUUCGGAUUCGCUCGCAUCAUUGGGGAGAAAUCAUUCCGACGAUCGGUCGUCGGUACGCCUGCUUAUUUGGCACCAGAAGUACUGCGCAACAAGGGCUACAACCGUUCACUGGACAUGUGGAGCGUUGGUGUCAUCAUCUACGUCAGCUUGAGUGGUACCUUUCCGUUCAACGAGGAUGAGGAUAUUAAUGAUCAAAUUCAGAACGCCGCCUUCAUGUACCCGCCAAACCCGUGGAAGGAGAUCUCCUCCGAUGCAAUUGAUCUGAUUAACAACCUGCUACAGGUGAAGCAACGUAAACGGUUCACGGUAGACAAGAGUCUGCUGCACUGCUGGCUUCAGGAUCUCCAGACCUGGAACGAUCUGCGUGCGCUAGAGUCGCAGGUCGGGCUGCGCUAUCUCACACACGAAUCGGACGAUGCCCGAUGGGCGGUGACGGCCGGUAGCGGAUGCCAUACCGGGGGUGGUCCAUGACCCGUCGCCUCGGCCGGAUCGGCCGGGGGACGUCUGCCCUCGCUACCCUUCAUACAGGAGUCGUCAACACCGCCCACUGAUGAACCGGCGACCUCGACGGCAGUCCCUAUCUCCCGGCACGCGUCCGAGUACUGUGUGGGCGGACCGGGCGCCAAAUCGUACGGUCAUCCGCAUCAACCUUCUCUGCUGUUUCAUGACUUCCGUGGCAAGGCGUACCGAUGGAUGCGCGGACGGUUCUGCCGGUUUGUGAAGGCUUAAGGGUGCCUAAACAAACCGUAUCGAACUAUUCUCACUACGGUCCGCUGUACGUGAUGAGCUGAUAUUGUUUUAAAACCGAAAACCUACUCGAACCGCUUAAUCUCUCCAAUCGAUAGGGUUGAUUUUAGAUAUAUUUACACACCUGCACGAACAUCAACAUUCACACAUUUAAACACACAUCUUUUUCGAUAUUAUUGUAUAGGUUUUACGAGGUUAUGUGUAAACGUUUGACGUUAUAAUUUGUUUUCUACUUAAAUCGGAUCGUUCCGGAUUGUUCCGGAAGCAUUAUUUGCGUUGUUUUUGGUGACGAACUUUUGAGCAAAGUUUUUUUUAAUGAAUGACUCUACGGUGCACCGUUAAGGUGUACCACUAUCACUGGUUAAGGAGGUUAAGCUUUUGUUAAAUUGUACAUUUUAUUGCGCUUUUUGUUGAGGGAAACCAUCCCGGAAGCCCACGCCUAAUGCUUCCACUGUAUCGCUAGUUUGUUUAAGUUUUGGAGCUAAAUUUCAUUCCAUUAAGAGCGUUUAGGUUCACCAACCAAAAUGGCGUCGAUAUCCACAUUCUUCUUUUAUAACUCUACUCGAUGGACAGUAUCGGCCGGCCGGACUUCCGCGUUUGGAUAUUCUUUUUACAAUCGAUUGUUGUUGUUUUAAUAAUGAAUUACUACACCGUGCGAUGUUUAUAUGACGCGUUCUAAUAUGUUUUUCCGUCAAAAAAAUAAUACAUUCCUUUACACGAUUACCGGGACGUCCGGUAGAGUGGUCACCUAGCGGCAACUCACCUCCCUUCCUUUCGGUCUGUUACAUCUCUUUUAGUUUGGGACGAAUAAAAGAAACAAAAUAACACACCAUUGGCAUCCUGCUCGCCAUCUUUGCUCGCUAGCGAUCGCAUUAGCGAUCAAACAAACUUUUCAAGUGCCUAUACAAACGCGGAAGCGUAACGAAACCGUUCGGUCGGAGGUUUCUAUUUGCUGCAGUUGUGCAUACACGCUGUCAAUCGAAGAAAUCAUAAAAACCACGCGCAUGCGGGCACACAAACACUUAUAUACUUGGGUAUCGAAUCUGUCCGAUAAACUACAUCUGAAGGUGAGAUAUUUUAUUUUCCGGUUUUGUUGUUACCAUUUUCAUUUCUUUUUAUUGUUUUUAAACCAGCAAUCGUUAGCAACGUAAUGCGGUGUUGCAUACAGGAUUACACAUUGACUGGAUAGUGCCAAUGGCAAAAGAAGAACAAAAAAAGGGAGAUAGAUAGGGAAGAAAACCGAAGCGUUGAAUAGAGAAAACACUGGGAAACGUACGUUACUAUCUACAUCCUGUUCAUAAGAUACCUCACCUUAUUAAAAGAAGAAGCAAAAAUACAAACAAAAAACAUAAGCGUCUUUUCUAUCGCUUUUCAUGUACUUUAAGCACUCGUAAUGAAAAAGACUAAGCAACUAAUAGUAAUAGAACGAACCACACAAAACACAACUAGAUGAGAAGCGGGUUUAACAAAGAAGAAAAAUAACAACAAAAACGACGAAAGUAAACAAACAAGGAAAAAAGUUAAAAACAUAAAAGUGAACGUUUUAAGAGAAGAAAUCACCACAGUACAGAAAACAAAUGCGAGAAGCGAAUGCAAACAAAAACUAUAGUAACAUACGAUAAAGGCAAAAUAGCAACAACAAAUAACAAAGAGAAAAGGAAAAGAAAAACAAAACCGCACAUAAUUUUUGCUCCCUAUUUAGCACACGCAAAACUUAACAGCGGCACUGCAGUGAACAGGAUAAGAAAGAAGAGAAAGGGAUGCGCAAAAUAGAACAUAAACACAAACAAUCAACAAAAGCGCUAACGUAUGCAUCUAGUUAUACAUACAUUUAUACAACAGAUAUAUUAUAUUAUAUAGA
Molecule: messenger RNA, 6386 nt
Organism: Anopheles funestus (African malaria mosquito)
Lineage: Eukaryota; Metazoa; Arthropoda; Insecta; Diptera; Culicidae
Gene: PKD
Product: serine/threonine-protein kinase D3
Exons: 8
Coding region: 1511-4249 (912 amino acids)
Biological process (GO): protein phosphorylation
Molecular function (GO): ATP binding; protein serine/threonine kinase activity
Source: RefSeq, a predicted model, not a curated record